AUGGAAGGUGAGGAUGAUUUGGACAUAUUGACGGCCCUGCUGGCAGAGAGUGAGGAUGUUGGAGCAGAUGUGGAUGACUUGGAUGGCCUGUUUGACAAUGAUGAUGAGGGGGAGGUGGAGUACAAAGAAGGGAUCGAUGAGGAGGAGGAGGAGGGAGGUGUUGGAAAAGACGACACAGUAUCUGAUCUCUUUGGGGAUGUUGAUGACAUCGAGGAGGAGGAGGACAACUGUGGACGAGGACAAGCCACAGAAGAAGAUGCCAGUGAGAGCUUUAACAAAUCUAAGGAGGAUUUACAAGAGGAGCUGAAACUCAUGCAGGAGAAGAUGAAGAGGCUGCAGCAGCAGCUGGAGGCAUCUCAAACGGCUUCCAGUGCACCUUCUACCCCAGCCAGGACAACAGCAACCCUGGGUCACCCCAAACCGAGGUCCCCUUCACAGGGCCCAUCCAGGGAGGCUGCCACCAAACCAACCCUGAGCGUGGAGAAAACCCGGACCCAAGCAGUAAAACCCUCAUCCACCCCAGGAAGAGAAGAAGGCAUUAAGCUGCAAGAGUCUGCAGACUUCUCCGCCCAGCUGAACAACGCUGACGCAUUCAAACGAAAAUCCCGGACGGCCCACCAGCCCAGAGCCAGCACAUCACCAGAUGGUCGCGGACCACUGGUGGAGAUCAAGAUUGGCAGCUCAUUCCAGCCAAUGGAGAGCACCAGCAAGGUCAGCAGUCCCCUUCAUUCGCCCCCAGCUUCCCAGAGCAAACCUGGCUCAGCGCCUCCCAAAGCUGGGCAGAGCAAGGCUCUUCCUCCUCCUGCUCUUCCAAAAGACGUGGGUGUCGAGAAGUAUUCUGGACUACGGCUAAGGAGGCCGCGGGUCUCAUCCACUGAGAUGGACCGCAAGAUGGCAGACCGCAGGCUCAUCCGUCUCUCACAGCUGCCUGAGCGCCUGGCCCGAGAGAAACUGGAGGACAGCGACUGGGUGACCUUUGCUGUGCUGGUGAACAAGGUGACGCCUCAGAGCCACAGCAGCGGAAAAACCUUCAGCAUCUGGAAACUGAAUGACCUCCAUAACCUGGAAGUGUUUGUGUCUCUCCUGCUGUUUGGGGAGGUUCAUAAGGAGCACUGGAAGACCGACCCUGGCACCGUCAUCGGCCUCCUCAACCCCAAUCCCAUGAGGGAGAAAGACGGUUACGACGAGGUCCGUCUGUCGGUGGACCACCCCCAGAAGGUGCUGCUGAUGGGGGAGGCCCAGGACUAUGGUACCUGUAAGGCCAUGAAGAAGAAUGGAGACCCCUGCUCCCAGAUUGUUAACUUGUACGAGUGCCAGUACUGCCAGUACCACGUCAAGGCCCAGUACCAGAAGAUGAGCUCCAAGAGGGCUGAUCUACAGUCAACCUAUUCGGGGAAGGCUCCCAGAAGGGGGAGGGGGAGGGGGACCAGCCUGAAGGAACGUCUGUGUCAAGACGGCUUCCAUUAUGGCGGCAUGUCAUCCGCCGCGUGCGCCGCCUCGCUAACUGCUUCCAAGCCAAACAAGCCAGUCCAGCGAACUCUGGAUAAACUGUUUGUGAAGGGGGCAGCACAGCUGGUCGACCAGGCCAAGAAACUGGCCAUGCAGUCUGGCGCGGUUUCAGGAUGCACAGAUGAGUUUAAGGACUUGAUGUCCCUGCCCACUCCCGGAGCCCUGCAGCUGAAGAAACAUCUAUCACAGCCCAAGAUGUCAGGCUCCCAGGGUCUGGUUGGUGGUGAGGUCCAGUCCAUCUCGGCGUCAGAGCUUCUGAAGCAGCAGAAACGUAAACAGCAGGAGCUUCUGGAGGCCCGCCGGCGCCGGGCAGAGGAGAUCCAGAACAGGGUGCUUCAGUCCAGGAUCAGGGCCAGGCCUGGGUCCAGUGGGGCACCUGGGCCCUCUGCUCCCCUAGGCCAGGGGCUCCUGGUCUCUCCUAAGGCUGCCUCUGAAGUCCCUAAGGCCACCAAGAGCCCCUCAGUCCCCAAGUCACCCAUGCUGGGGCGGGGCUUCUCUGAGGGAGAAGACAUCCUGUUCUUUGAUCAAAGCCUGCCCCCGCCCCCCAGCUCUCUCAGCCUGUCAGCUGCCAAGGUGGCAGCUUUGAAGAAGUUCCGAGCCAAAGGAGUGGGGCUUGUGAAGGAUGAUCCCAAUGCUGUAAAGAGGAAAAGAAGUGACAUCAGUGACAUCAACAACCGGGUGGAGAGGAACCGGGUCCCACCUGAAGGUGAAUCGUCUGUGGCUGAGGAGGAGGAGCCAGCUCAGAAGAAGAAGCGAGAGCAACUCCAGUACCUCCAGUCAGAAGAGUUCCAGAAGAUUCUCAGUGCCAAAUCUCGCCAUUCAGCUGAACUGCAGGCAGCGGAGUACCAGCUCCAGGAGCGCUACUUUGCGGCUCUGGUGAAGAAGGAGCAGAUGGAGGAGAAGAUGCAGGGUAUCAGGGAGAUGAAGUGCCGAGCCGUCACCUGUAGAAAGUGUAAAUACACCUACUUCAAGCCAGCGGACCGCUGCGUCGGGGAGAACCACGACCUACGGUGGCACGACGCCGUCAAACGCUUCUUUAAGUGUCCGUGUGGACAGAGAGCCAUCGCUCUGGACCGGCUACCUCACAAACACUGCAGUAACUGUGGACUGUUCAAGUGGGAACGAGACGGCAUGCUUAAGGAGAAGAGGGGGCCCAAGAUUGCUGGCGAGUUGCUGCUGCCUCGUGGAGAGGAGCAAGCCAAAUUCCUCAACAGCAUGAAGUGA
Lampris incognitus (smalleye Pacific opah) is the source of this 2733-nucleotide messenger RNA. It is a transcript of the gene mcm10, whose product is annotated as minichromosome maintenance 10 replication initiation factor. The record is from RefSeq and is a predicted model, not a curated record. The transcript has 17 exons. Gene Ontology annotation, biological process: DNA replication; DNA replication initiation. The coding region runs from base 1 to 2733 and encodes 910 amino acids. Gene Ontology annotation, cellular component: nucleus; replication fork protection complex. Gene Ontology annotation, molecular function: single-stranded DNA binding; DNA replication origin binding. NCBI's taxonomy places the organism in Eukaryota, Metazoa, Chordata, Actinopteri, Lampriformes, Lampridae.